GCUGUUUGGCCGUGGUGAGGGCUGCGCUGAACGCCCACAGUCGUCUCAUGCAUGGGGUGAGUGGAAUUUCUGCACAGGGCUGAACGUCACCUCCUGCUGCCGCAUCCCAUAGCGAUGCUCUGAGCUCGGGGGGAACCCCCAGCAAACACAGGGACCCCCCCAGGACAUUUCUCCCAGGAGCAGAGCACCGAGGGCGUUUGCAGAUCCUGGCUGUGCGCUCUUUCCAAGAGCAGCUCUCAGAGCAGCAGCGUUUUGCAGACGUGGAGGAAGGAACGUCUGCCCACUGCCCUCUCACACAAAGAAUUUUGCAUCAGACAGGGAAGCGAGAGCGAGCUGGGGGACAGCCCGUGGUGUUCCCAGCCCUGCUGAGCCAUACCCUGCACAGGGGGACCCAGAGCCCAGCCAGGAAUUGGGGGUGGCUCUGAGGAGCUGUGCAGCUCGAGCUGGGUUAAUGAAGCCCAGCAGCUUGGGGAAUCUGUGCUGCACGUGGUGCUGGGGUGCGUGCACAGGGAGGAUGUGGGGCUGCAGCUGGGCUCACAAAGAGCAAAGCCCUUUUGCAAUGGGGUGGGGGGGUGUUUGGGUAUCAACCCUUUGGGCAGAGGGGGACGUGCUGGGAAUGAAUGUGCACGUGCCUUGGGAAAUGGGAAGGUCCCCAUCCAGCUAUUGUGGGCGAGUCCUUCCCUUUCCGCGCAGAUAGUGGUUCAGGAAACCUGGAGGAACACAGCUCCUGGAAGCAUUGCUGUGGGGAGGAGGCGGUCCUGAUGGGGGGGGUUCUGUGCUCUUAUAGGGAUGUGCCACGGGGAGGUGCCCCGAUGCACGGCAAUGCUGCAGGCACCCGUGUGCCCUCACCUCCUGAGCCCAGUGCCCGAGCUGUGCGCAGAUGGGAGGGGAGGAGGAAAGCCUGGCUCAGCGUUAUCACAGCCACCAGCACAGCCCGUGGGUUGGCUGCCUCUAUCUCGGCCGCGUGGUUUUGCUUCCUUCCAGGGUGUGCCGAGUGCCUGAAACUCAUCCGGGAUGAACAAACCACGCGGCUGUUGCCCAACGUCCUGCUUGCUGUGGGAAUAGGCAGAAGGAAAGCGAGGAGUGUUUCCCAAUUGAGCAGCCGGGGAACCUGUCAGGCUCCUGCCUGGCCUGGCUGCUCUCGCAGAUCCACCAGGCAGAGCAAGAGAACCUCAGCCAUGCCCUGGGGCUCCCGUGCAUAAGGGACAGAGGAGAAGGAAGAAGGAGCCCAUUGAGACACGCUGCGUGGGAUCCCUGCCACUCUUAUGAGGUGGGGGCAUCUCAGCCUGCCACCCACUCAACAUGGCAUCCAGCAACAAGAAUGGGAGCAGCCGCUCCAGCAGCAGCCGCCUGCAGAGCAAGAAGCCCCCCAACCUCUCCAUCGUGAUCCCCCCACCCCGGGAGGCGGAGGAGGACGGCGCCCGCAAGGAGGUGAGCUCUGGGGGGGCACCUCUCCGUCCCACGUGGGGUUCGGAGCGUCCCCACGGUUACCCUCUGUGCUCUGUAACCCUGUGCUCUGCCUCCCAGCCCUCCAAGGUGCCCAUCUAUCGGAAGAGCAAGAGCCUGCAGGAGCCGCGCACGAAGGGAUGUGACAGCUCGGAGCGGCGGCCGGGCUUCCGCCGACAGACAUCCCUGUCCCAGAGCAUCCGCAAGGGCACGGCGGAAUGGUUCGGCGUCAGCGGCGACUGGGAGGGGAAGCGGCAGCACUGGCAGCGCCGGAGCUUGCAGCACUGCAGCAUGAGGUACGGCAAACUGAAGGCUGCCUACCGCGACAUGGAGCUGCCCAGCCAGGAGGUGCCCUCCUUCCAGGGCACCGAGUCACCCAAACCGGCCAAGAUGCCCAAGAUCGUGGACCCGCUGGCCAGGGGCCGUCCCUUCCGCCACCCCGACGACGCCGACCGUCCCCAUACGCCCCACCACGUUCUGCCCCCGCACACCCCCGGCGUCGCAUCGCUGGCAUCCCUGGGCAGUGCCCGCUCCGGCUACAGCCGCCUGCCGCGCCGCAAGAGGCAGUCUGUGGCACGCAUGAGCUUCAGGGCGGCCGCCGCUCUGCUCCGCGGCCGCUCCGUUUUGGAGCCUCUGACCGAGAAGCAGAGGAGCACCAAGAGGAGCUUCAUGUACCCCAGCUUCAUGGAUGAGGACGUGGUGGAUAUCGCUGACACCUUGGACUCCUCCUUCUUCAGUAAGAUGGACACGCACGACGAGACGUAUUCCAUGCCGGAUGAUGUCUUCGAGUCACCACCGCUCUCGGCCACGUAUUUACGCAUGCACUCAGUGGGGGAGGAUGUCAGGGCAUCCCCAGAGGUGGAGCAGACUGCACUACGUGAGGGUGCCCGGCUCGCUGCUGCCUCAGCUGGCCCGGCCCCCCAGAGGGGCAGACGCAUCGCUUCCAAAGUGAAGCACUUUGCCUUCGACCGCAAGAAACGCUACUAUGGCCUGGGGGUGGUGGGGCAGUGUCUGAACAGGACGUACCGCCGCAGCCUCAGCAGCAUCGUGCAGUCACAGCUGGAGAUCACCGACAGCCACCGGCCGUAUUUCACCUACUGGAUCACCUUUGUCCACAUCCUCAUCACCUUGCUGGUCAUUAGCACGUAUGGCAUCGCUCCCAUUGGCUUCACCCAGCACGUGACGACAGAGUUAGUGCUGAGGAACAAAGGUGUGUAUGAAAGUGUCAAGUACAUCCAGCAGGAGAACUUCUGGAUCGGGCCCAGCUCAAUCGACCUGAUCCACCUGGGAGCCAAAUUCUCACCCUGCAUCCGGAAGGACCGCCAGGUGGAGCGGCUCAUCCAGCGCGAGCGGGACCGGGAGCGUAACUCGGGCUGCUGCGUCCAGAACGACAGAUCAGGAUGCGUCCAAACACUGCCACAGGACUGCUCGGAAACGCUGGCGACGUUCAUCAAGUGGCCCAACAACAACACGCCGACCAUGGGCUCCGGUGAGAAGCGCACGUCGGGGGCUGUGUGUCACCAGGACCCCAGGACGUGUGAAGAGCCGGCCUCAAAUCCCCCCCACGUGUGGCCAGACGACAUCACCAGGUGGCCGAUCUGCACCUACGAGACGAAAACCAACCACACAGGCCUCCCUCACAUGGACUGCCAGAUCAAGGGCAGGCCCUGCUGCAUCGGCACCAAGGGCAGCUGCGAGAUCACUACACGGGAGUACUGCGAGUUCAUGCAUGGCUACUUCCACGAGGAGGCAACGCUGUGCUCACAGGUGCACUGCCUGGAUGAAGUCUGUGGCCUCCUGCCCUUCCUCAACCCAGAGGUCCCCGACCAGAUCUACCGCCUGUGGCUGUCCCUGUUCCUGCAUGCAGGCAUCAUCCACUGCCUGGUGUCGGUGACCUUCCAGAUGACGGUGCUGCGAGACCUGGAGAAGCUGGCAGGCUGGCUCCGCAUCUCCAUCAUCUUCAUCCUCAGUGGCAUCACUGGCAAUCUGGCCAGUGCCAUCUUCCUGCCGUACCGGGCGGAGGUGGGCCCCGCGGGGUCGCAGUUUGGUUUGCUGGCCUGCCUCUUCGUGGAGCUCUUCCAGAGCUGGCAGGUGCUGGAGAAGCCGUGGAAAGCCUUGCUCAACCUCUCCGGCAUCGUCCUCUUCCUCUUCGUCUGCGGCCUCCUGCCCUGGAUCGACAACAUUGCCCACCUCUUCGGCUUCCUCAGCGGCCUGCUGCUCUCCUUCGCCUUCCUGCCCUACAUCACCUUCGGCACGGUGGACAAGUACCGCAAGCGGGCCAUGAUCAUCGUGUCCCUGCUGGUCUUCCUGGGCCUCUUCACCUCGCUGUUCAUCUGGCUGUAUGUUUACCCCAUUAACUGGCGCUGGAUCGAGUACCUCACCUGCCUGCCCUUCACCAGCAAGUUCUGUGAGAAGUACGAGCUGGAGCAGGUCCUGCACUGACCCACGGAGGGGCUGCGGGGCUGAGGCCGGCCUGCUCGGGGCCUCCAGGCCCUGCUAUAACCCCAGGACGGCUUGUGGGGUGAGGCAGCGACGGGGCCCCGCAGUGCCAAUCCUACUGUGAACACAACCCCCUUUUUGCAGGGGCACUUUUGUACCUACGGCUCCCGGCCGUGUCCGUCACCUCGGGGCUGCCUGGGGCUUAGGGGGGGCUCUGUGGCUGCACUGUGGUUCAACCCUUUCUCCAACCCGUCCCGGUGGGAUGGGGUCCUCCAGCACUUCUCAGCCCUGGGAUUGUUCGUGUUGGGAGGCUGGAGGUGUUUUCCUGAAUGGGCCGUGGGGGACCCUGGAGGUUUCCCCAGUGGAGGAUUGUGGAGUUUUUGGGUUGUUGGUUUGGUUUUUUUGCAGCUCUGACGCUCUCAGAGCUGAGGAUUGAAGGUAUCUUUCAGCCCCCCUAUUUGCUCCCCAGGGGCUCAGGAGCAAAGCUGUGCUCCUCACGGUGGGUUCCUCGCUGGCUGGGAUGGGGCUGCUGCUUUUUCCCCUCAUCUCAGUCGGGUUCCCCUUGAAAGCAGAGCACUAUGCUGGGAUAUAAGCAUAGAAGGAAGCACUCCAGUGGUUUCGUGCAGCUCCUUCUGGAUCCUCAGGGUGAGGCAGGGCUUGGCUCCUCAGGACCCCCUCCUGCUGCUGCCCUGGGCUCAUAGUGUCACCUCUUGUCCUUCAGGGUGUAAUGGGGUGGCUCAUCCAGUGCUGUGGGUGAUGGUGCUGUUAAUGGGCAGCACAAGUCCCCCAUCAAAACAAGCAUCCAGGUGCUGGGGUCUCAGCCCCACGUGCCCCCCCGCUCCGCCGCAGGCCGGCUGCAGCCCCAUUCCUUGCUCCUCCGGUGCUGCUCCAGCCAAAGAUUGGCACCUCACCUCAGUUGUCUCUUUUUGAUACUAUUUUUUUUUUUAAUAAUAAUAAUAAUAAUAAUAAUAAAAAAAGAAGCUGUGGAAUUUUUUUCACCCUGAAUAAAUUUCUACCUGUAUUUAAUGAGA
Molecule: messenger RNA, 4916 nt
Organism: Gallus gallus (chicken)
Lineage: Eukaryota; Metazoa; Chordata; Aves; Galliformes; Phasianidae
Gene: RHBDF2
Product: rhomboid 5 homolog 2
Exons: 18
Coding region: 1303-3888 (861 amino acids)
Biological process (GO): regulation of epidermal growth factor receptor signaling pathway; regulation of protein secretion
Cellular component (GO): endoplasmic reticulum membrane
Molecular function (GO): serine-type endopeptidase activity
Source: RefSeq, a predicted model, not a curated record